UCUCUCUCUUCCACGCCACUCCCUUCUCUCUUCCAAUUGAUUGCGCGUCUUUGCCUCGGUCACAUUCUCAUUUGCUCAACUACUGUAACCUUUAUUUUCGUCUAUUUCUUCCUUUCAAUUGAGCCCUCUUUCCAUCUUCCACACGCAAUCUCCCUUGUUUCUUUGAAACUUCCUCUCUUUUACCGAAUACCCAUUUUAUUUAAGUCUCUCUCUUUUCUCUUCUCACUCAUUUCUGCUCCCCUGUUCCUGAUUUUGCUAUCUGGGUUCUUGAUUUCUUCGAGUUUGGUGCUGAGUUCUGAGGUGAAUUUGUUGCAGAGAUGGAGAGUAACCCUCAAUCGUUCAGGCAAUUCAGCGACCAGCUUCGUUUUCAGACUGGGAAUCUCGCGAACCUUUCUCUCAACGAUUCCAUUUGGAGCAACUCUUAUGGCUCCAAGAGGCACGAGGAGAGGAGGAAUUUCGAUGUUCAAAAUGGUGGAGAGGUAAAUUCGUUGAACAAUUUUAAGCCUGGUAAAGUGUCUGAUUCAGAUAUCAAUCGGUUCAAUGAUGGGUGGAAUAGUUUUAAGCCUACUACUGCUUCUUCUGAUGUUAAUUAUUGGAGUAACAGUAGCAGUAAUCUGAACUCAACUGGGUAUGACAAGAAUGCACUCAAUGUGUUUGAUAAUGGGUGGAAUAGUUUUAAGCCUAAGGGGUCUGAUUUUAAUGCCUUCAAUGAUGGGUGGAAGCUUAGUUCUGCAAAUAUGGGGGUUGAUCCUAUGAUUGGAGGACCCCAAAAGGGUAUUAAUGGAGGGUUUAACAAAGGGAUUUACUCCAAAAUCCCAAAUUACAACAGUAACAGUUUUGUGAAUCUGAAGAACUACAAGAACAGUGGGAAGGUUGAGGAAGACCAUGGGGUCAAGAGUGGGAAGAAGAACAGCAACAAGAAGAAUAGUGGUGAAAAUACCUAUGAUAAUAAGGAAACUAAUAAGAAUGCUUUGGACAAGAGGUUCAAGACCCUUCCCCCAUCUGAGUCUUUGCCCAGAAAUGAAACAAUUGGUGGAUAUAUCUUUGUCUGCAACAAUGAUACAAUGCAAGAGAAUCUCAAGAGGCAGCUUUUUGGUUUGCCUCCAAGGUACAGAGAUUCAGUCAGGGCCAUAACUCCCGGGUUGCCUAUUUUCCUUUACAACUAUUCUACCCACCAACUUCAUGGGAUCUUUGAGGCUGCAAGCUUUGGAGGGACGAACAUCGAUCCGACUGCCUGGGAAGACAAGAAAACCCCUGGCGAAUCUCGAUUCCCGGCGCAGGUGAGAAUUAUGACUAGGAAGAUAUGCGAUCCACUGGAAGAAGACUCUUUCAGACCAAUUCUUCACCACUACGAUGGCCCCAAGUUCCGCCUCGAACUCAACAUUCCGGAGGCACUCUCUCUGCUGGAUAUAUUUGAAGAACAAUCCUCUUGAACAUCAGAACAUGUUGAUACACUUAACACAGAUGUAUACGACAAGCAUACGCAAAUUAGUCGAUAGUAUUUACCGACGAUCGAUCAAAAUAACGUAGUGGUGAGUUUUGAGAGUUUGGAUUCAUGAAGAAUCAUCAUCUCCUCUAAGCUAUAGAAUGUCAAUGUCUGUAUAGAGACAGACUGUUGGUGUUUGCUUUGCUCUGGCUGGUGGUGUUGGCAAGUUCAGUUGUGAAUGAAAAAAAAGUACACAACUGUACUGAGGAAGAAGUUGCUGAAGUUGGAAAAUGUUUCAAUAGUAAUGUAGUAAUAAAUGAGUUGUAUUGUAUGAGAUGAACUUGUUUUCAUCCUUUGUUUCCACGUCGAUGUUUUAAAAGUUUUAAUUUCGUCUCUAAUAUUUCAGAACCUGAAAUCCUUAAUUCAUAAUGCUUGGAAAAUGAAAUAAUAGAACGGUGACGAAGUAUUUGAGUUAUCCCCA
Messenger RNA from Momordica charantia (bitter melon), 1907 nucleotides. Its product is annotated as DCD (Development and Cell Death) domain protein. NCBI's taxonomy places the organism in Eukaryota, Viridiplantae, Streptophyta, Magnoliopsida, Cucurbitales, Cucurbitaceae. The record is from RefSeq and is a predicted model, not a curated record. Gene Ontology annotation, biological process: response to endoplasmic reticulum stress.